CGAUUGCGGUAACCGGUUUUGCGUAUUCCACAGGUUGCCGGGUUAUCGGGCAAGAGGUGGCCGCCUGGAAGAACAUCAGCCUGUACGACGACCCGUGUCUGACCUGUCACUGCGAGAGAUCCGCGGCCGGACCGGUGCUCACCUGUUCGAAAAAGGCGUGCCCUGUGCUCCAGUGUCCGUCCAGCAGCAUGCAGAUACUGCCGGGUGAAUGCUGCCCCAGAUGCGUGGGCAAAAGUAGAAAAUUGAUGGACCCGCCGAGAGGUGCCUGUCUGCUGGGUGAUAAGAUCACGCCUUCGGGUCAGGGUACGCACCCUGACAGGUGCACCGAGUGCACGUGCGCCAACUCGACGGUGGUGUGCACUCGGGAGACUUGUCCGCCACUGGACUGUCCCGUCGAGAAACAGACGUUCGCGUCACACAACCAGUGCUGUCCGCAGUGCCCGAGGACCCUGGACAAGAGCGAGACGUGCGUGGAAAAUGGCAACGUUUACUUGAACGGGGACGGCUGGAAGGUGGACGAGUGUAAGUCGUGUCUGUGUGUCCGUGGCCAGGUGCAGUGUGCCCAAGAGAUGUGUCCACGAAUUUCGACGUCGUGCCCGUUAAAUAUGAAGCUGCGAACCGUUCCGGGGUCGUGUUGCCCCCGAUGUGUACCAAUGGACGGAGUGUGCACAGUCUUUGGCGAUCCACAUUACAGAACAUACGACGGAAAAUUCUUCAGCUUCCAAGGACCAUGCAAAUACCUAUUGAGUGCGGAUUGCGUGGGCCGGACCUUCAGCAUUCGGGUGACAAACGACGCAAGAAACACGAGAAAUUCAGCGUGGACGAAAACUAUUUCUUUGAGGACUGGAGGUUUGAAAGUAAACCUCGGUGAGAAUAAACGGAUCAAGAUCAACGGACAGAGAGUGUCUGUGCCGUACAAGAGGAGUAACGAGCUGACCAUAUCCAACAUGAACGAUACUGUAUUGGUUGAGACCAGAAUUGGCGUUUCUAUCAUUUGGGAUGGGCGAGGAUUUCUAGAAGUGUCCGUACCGUCGAGGUACAAAGGCAGUUUGUGCGGACUGUGCGGAAAUUUUAACUCUGUACCCAGAGACGACAUGACCACUAAGGACGGCCAAGUAGUGUUGGAGCCCCAAGUGUUUGGAUCGUCUUGGCGCGUGGGUGGCAAGAACGCGUGCAGCCGGCCGUUGAAACCCCCGUUCGUGCAAACGUCGACACAGUGUUCCAAGAAGGGGCCCCGAAUUCGAGAACGGAUGUGUAAGCCGCUCCGACAACGGAUGUUUGCCGCGUGUCACAAAAAGCUCAACCCAGUCAACUUUUUCAGGUCCUGUCUGAUGGACAUGUGCGAGUGCCCCACGGGCCGGAAGUGCUAUUGCGAGGCGAUGACAGCGUACGCGCACAACUGUCGCCGCCUUGGUGUGUCGCUGCCGGACUGGAGGACCAUGACCGGAUGCCACACAUACUGACCCGCGUCCUCACGUCCAUCCCGUGCAGUAGACUCCGCUUGUUUGUUGUUGCUAGUCAUUGUUUUUUUACACCUUCAACUUUGCGGUGGUCGCCGCGCGUUUACCUGACCGACGGGUCGAAAUGAUCGUGACAGACCGUUUCCACGUUACCGUUUAAACAAAUAGUAAUAAUAAUUUAGUAACAAUUAACUUAACUUUUAAGUGGCUACAACAAACUCUGACCCGGCGGCGACUCUACCGUUUCCAGGCGGGUGUCCGUCGCAUAAUUAUACCUUACCCUUUUACUACCAUAAUAUUAUGUCUAUGGUUUUAUUUAUUUAUACAUUUAAUCAGUUCGAUUGUACGGUCGCGACUAACCUAACCGAACCUGGUCGAUGUUUUAAAAUCUGAACGCCGGCGUUUACACUGUAAUAUACAUACCGCGAUUUAGUAUAAGUAUACCACAAAACAGAUUGCAGAGUAAUGUUAUUGUUUGCAUUCAUAUUUUUCGAUAUUGGCCUAUUAUAAUUUAUUUGUAGUGUGUUUUCGUAUAAACGCGAAUUUUGACGAAUUUUCCUCCUCAUUCGUGAUAAAUGAUAAUAUAAAUUAUUA
This is a messenger RNA of Acyrthosiphon pisum (pea aphid), 2054 nucleotides long. Its product is annotated as BMP-binding endothelial regulator protein. The record is from RefSeq and is a predicted model, not a curated record. Gene Ontology annotation, biological process: positive regulation of BMP signaling pathway. The transcript has 8 exons. Lineage: Eukaryota; Metazoa; Arthropoda; Insecta; Hemiptera; Aphididae. Bases 189 to 1463 code for a protein of 424 amino acids. Gene Ontology annotation, cellular component: extracellular region. Gene Ontology annotation, molecular function: BMP binding.